Prunus avium (sweet cherry) is the source of this 1326-nucleotide messenger RNA. NCBI's taxonomy places the organism in Eukaryota, Viridiplantae, Streptophyta, Magnoliopsida, Rosales, Rosaceae. The record is from RefSeq and is a predicted model, not a curated record.
AUGGCAGGCAACAAUGUUAGUGACCACUCCGUGAUGCAAAUUAGGGAUGAGGAUAGAAGAGAUGUUGUGAUUGCAGAAACUGUGGAAUUAAUAGUGUCCUCAAUUCAAGGAAGGAUUCAGCAGCGGCAUCCACUUCCUGCUUGUAGUUGCAUAUUUAGAAUCCCUAAUGUACUACGCAGGCAUAAUGAAAAAGCCUUUGUUCCAGAUUUAAUUUCAAUAGGGCCAUUUCACCACGGAGAAAAGGACCUGCAAGUCAUGGAAGAGAUUAAGCUAUGGUAUUUGCAUUGCCUCCUUGAUCGAAAGCCAACUUCAGAGACCAGUUUGGAGUACUUAGUCGAAGCUAUUAAAAGUAUGGAGCAACACUGUCGAGAUUGUUAUCAAGAAAGAAUUGAUAUGAGUAGUGAAAAAUUUGUGGAAAUGAUGGUGGUUGACGGUUGCUUUAUCAUUGAACUCUUCCGCAAGUUUGCAAAAGAGGUUCCCAGAAGCGAGGAUGAUCCUGUGUUCUAUACGGCAUGGAUGUGGUCUGCACUUAGAAAAGACUUGUCUCUACUUGAAAACCAGCUUCCUUGGAAAGUAGUUGACUGUUUAUUCAACCGCACAAAGGAAAAUGAUAAACCAGAAUCCAAUGCUCUACUCCCGCUUGCUCUGAAAUUCUUUAAUCCGUCUGCAUUCGAGCAGAAUCCACAAGCCAAUAGACCAUUGGAAACUAAGCAUUUACUUGAUGGCAUAAAAAACUCUUUACUUGCCUCAUACGAAGCUACUUAUAAAUAUUGCUAUUGGGCACCGAUUCCUUCUGCCACAGAACUUCUACAAGCUGGUGUCGAAUUUAAACGUAGAAGCGACACUUUCGACAACAUGCUCGACAUAACCUUCAAAAAUGGAGUUAUGGAAAUCCCACCAAUAUCCAUUGAAGACAAUGCAGAGUCUCUCUUCAUAAACCUCAUCGCCUAUGAACAGUGUGAUCCAAGCAUCAUAUAUCAUAACAUUACCUCGUACGCUGUCAUCUUGGAUAACCUUAUUAACAAUAGCAAAGAUGCGGACUUUCUCAUUCAGAAAGAAAUCAUAGUUACAAAAUUGAGCAAGGAGGACAUAGCCGGUCUCUUCAGUAGGCUUUACAAUGACACUGUAGUUGGCUAUUUCUGUUAUGCGGAACUCACCAAGAAUGUGAAUGCAUAUUAUCAGGAUCGCUGGCACAGAUGGCAAACAAUUCUCAGACGUGAUUAUUUCAGCAAUCCAUGGUCAAUCUUUUCGCUCUUUGCUGCGCUCUUGAUCCUAGGUUUUACCUUCAUGCAAACCUUAUAUUCCACUCUGUCUUACUAUAAGUAG